Molecule: messenger RNA, 1257 nt
Organism: Varanus komodoensis (Komodo dragon)
Lineage: Eukaryota; Metazoa; Chordata; Lepidosauria; Squamata; Varanidae
Gene: EVX1
Product: even-skipped homeobox 1
Exons: 3
Coding region: 1-1257 (418 amino acids)
Biological process (GO): regulation of transcription by RNA polymerase II
Cellular component (GO): nucleus
Molecular function (GO): DNA-binding transcription factor activity, RNA polymerase II-specific; RNA polymerase II cis-regulatory region sequence-specific DNA binding
Source: RefSeq, a predicted model, not a curated record
AUGGAAACCAGGAAGGAGAUGGUGAUGUUUCUGGAAGGAGGUCAACUUGGCCCUCUGGCAAGCAAGAGGGCAUCCACUUUGGCAGAGACCGUGGGAAGCCCCGGCCAAGAGGCGCAAGACAAGAUGGUUCACAGGAGCUGCCUGAGUCCUCGAUCCGGCCCUUUGCCCUCCCGGGAAAGAGGAGCAGGAGGGCGAGGAAGGCUGGAAGAGGAGGACGACGAGGACGACGAGGAGGAGGAGGAGGAGGAGGAGGUGGAAGUGUUACCGGGGACAGGGACGGUCCCGGAGAGCCGCUCGGCGGCGGCGGCGCUCCUCUCCGCCGGCCAGCAGCCCCCUCUCCACCGCCUCUCCUCCGCCAAAGGCCAGCAGAGCAGCUCGGACACCGAGUCGGAUUUCUAUGAGGAAAUCGACGUGAGCUGCACCCCGGACUGCGCCACGGCCAGCGCCGAGUACCACCAGCACAGCCAAGGACAGGGCUCGGAGGCGUCCGCGGGCAGCCCCAGCAGCGGGAGCGAGCCCCCCAAGGGCGGCGGCGGCGGCGCGGGUUCCCAGGGGUCGCUGUCCUGCAGCGCCAGCGACCAGAUGCGACGCUACCGGACGGCCUUCACCCGGGAGCAGAUCGCCAGGCUGGAGAAGGAGUUCUACCGGGAGAAUUACGUGUCGAGACCCAGGAGAUGCGAGCUGGCGGCCGCCUUGAAUCUACCCGAAACCACCAUCAAGGUGUGGUUCCAGAACCGGCGCAUGAAGGACAAGAGGCAGCGCUUGGCCAUGACUUGGCCGCAUCCGGCAGACCCGGCCUUUUACACCUACAUGAUGAGCCAUGCGGCGGCCACGGGCAACCUGCCCUACCCCUUCCCUUCUCACCUGCCCCUGCCCUACUACUCCCACAUGGGCCUGGGGGCCACCUCGGCUUCCGCCGCCGCCGCCGCCCCCUUCAGCUCCCCGCUGAGGCCGCUCGACACCUUCCGGGUCCUUUCCCACCCUUACCCCCGGCCAGAACUGCUGUGCGCCUUCCGACACCCAUCCCUCUACGCCGGCCCGACCCACGGACUGAGCGGCGCGGCGGGGGGCCCCUGCUCCUGCCUGGCUUGUCACGGGAGCCAGGCCAACGGGCUGCCCCAGAGGCCUUCGGGAUCGGACUUUACCUGUUCGGCGACCACCAGGACGGACUCUUUUCUCACCUUCACGCCCUCGGUGCUGAGCAAGACUGCCUCGGUCUCCCUGGAUCAGAGGGAAGAAGUCCCCUUGACCAGAUAA